Molecule: messenger RNA, 1390 nt
Organism: Nematolebias whitei (Rio pearlfish)
Lineage: Eukaryota; Metazoa; Chordata; Actinopteri; Cyprinodontiformes; Rivulidae
Product: mitochondrial coenzyme A transporter SLC25A42
Biological process (GO): transmembrane transport
Cellular component (GO): mitochondrial inner membrane
Source: RefSeq, a predicted model, not a curated record
AGCUCUGCCUCCUUUUCCUCGUUUCCUGGCCGGCUCUCUGGCCGGUUUGACUGCUGUCAUGCUAACCUACCCACUGGACAUGGUGCGAGCCAGGAUGGCUGUCACUGCCAGAGAAAUGUACAGCAACAUCAUGCACGUGUUUGUGCGCAUCAGCCAGGAGGAAGGUGUGAGGACACUGUACAGAGGCUUCUCCCCCACAAUCCUGGGUGUCAUUCCAUAUGCAGGCAUCACAUUUUUCACAUACGAGACCCUCAAAAAGCUGCAUGCAGAAAAAACAAAGCGAUCCCAGCCAUAUCCGUACGAGCGCCUGGCCUUCGGUGCCUGUUCAGGCCUGAUUGGACAGUCUGCCUCGUACCCUCUGGAUGUGGUGCGGCGGCGCAUGCAGACAGCCGGCGUGACGGGGUCGUCCUACCUCACCAUUCUCGGGACAAUGCGUGAGAUUGUACAGCAGGAAGGAAUCAGACGGGGACUGUACAAAGGCCUGAGCAUGAACUGGCUCAAAGGUCCCAUGGCAGUGGGGAUCAGCUUCACCACGUUCGACAUCACACACGGCUUUCUGCUGAAGCUGCAUCAAAUGGGCUACUUCAUUCACUGAACGGUGUGGCAGCUGGAGAGCUUUGACAGAGGAGGAACAUUCAGAGGAUCAAGUCUGUCUUGACUGGGUGACGAGUCCCUGCUCCGUGCUGGACCGACCUGUGGUACACUCCUUCAGAUGGGAGGACGAGAGGACAGGAGAUCUGUUUUGCAUUAAGAUGUGCCUCAUGGCAAACUACAUUAUUCACAGUGAGAGCAUGAGGAUGCAAAAAGUUUAGUGUUAAAAACUGGUGGAAAAUCAUCCAAAUGAUGGAUGACAGAGGACAAACAGCUUUACAUUCAUCAGAGAGAUCCUUAUAGUAAUGCUUGCACUUUAUCAAAUGUUUUUACUAUUUUAACUGUUUUAUUUCUUUCAUCUUUUUUUUUUCCAUUAAAAAAACUAGCAGUUUUGCUUCUGAUUGUUUUACAGGAAAUUACAUGUGAAUAAAAACUGACUAUGCAGAUUUUGAGGUGUAAAAGAACAGUUGGGAGGGCGAGGAUAUCACAGUUGCACUGAAGCGCAGUGAUGUUGUCCAACUUUUAUAAGCAGAUGAACAUACCAUACAAAUAAAUACAUAUACUGUAUAUUACAGAUUUGGCUUCAUUUGUAUAAUAUUGAGAUCAGUUUGUUUUUUUUCUACUGUGCUCACAUUGUUGUACAGACUUUGUUUUGUUUUUAUGAAUCGGUUGGACAGCGUUGUUUGUUUCAGUCAAAAGUUUUAUGUGUAAGGAGAGAUGCUGUUCGUCUCCUUUAUUUUAAAUGUAAAGUUGGUCCAAAGAUGUUGCAGCAUUACUCAACAAUAAAGGGUUUAUUCUG